AUGCGGCUCGAUCCGCCCGAAUUCACGGGACCACCAUCCACGUCGUACGAUUGGAACAACGGCAACGACCGCUGCUACUCGUCCUCGGGCUUGCCUCUUCAUUUUCUUCCGCGCCGAUCUACCACCGCGGGAGUCUCUUUCUUUCGUUUCCGACUCUCGGUCCCGUUCGUUCGUGGUUCCGAGAUUUUCCAACGGCAACGACAAUUCACCGCAGUUAUCGCGUACGGUGUCCAUCAUCGUCGAUUCUUGUCGUCGGUUCGACGUUGCUGCUCGAUCGAGCACGGGAACGGAUCCGAAACCAGAAACGCCACUGCCUUUCGUGUCUCUUACGACUCGGUUUACCGCAGCGAAGUGCGCCCGCGCAUUCGCACGCUCACCAAUAUUUUGCAGAAAAAAAGCGGUGAUUGUCGCGUACAGCGAGGGAACGAUCGGUUCGAGUUCGAAAGCGAGGAAAAGAAAAACGUCGAUGACGAUGCCGGCAACGGUUAUGACGACGACGACGACGACGACGACGACAACGACGACGACAACGCCGACACCACCGAAAACAAAGACGACGACUACGACAACGACAACGAUGACGACGACGACGACGACAAUGACGACAACGACGACAACGACGACAACGACGACAACGACGACGACGACGACGACGAAGACGAAGACGAAGACGAAGACGAAGACGAAGACGACGAAGACGAAGACGACGAAGACGAAGACGAUGACGACGACAACGAUGUCAUCGACUACGUGUGUUACGUCAAUGACCUUAUUUUAUCGACGUGCCAAGCAUCGAGGUCACGGUCUUGUUAUACCGGAAGCAGGAAACCGAGAACGAGAUGGAAGAAAGACGACGAUCGGGAUCGCGCGAUCACCGAGCAAUCCGUCAAUUUCUCUGGAAUUCGUAUCGCGAAUGUUACGAACGUUCCUUCGGUCGAUGUAUUUCCUUACACUGCCUACAAUGACGAGAACGAUGAUAUCGGAAGCCACCGUGAUAUCGGGGAGUCGUCGCGUGUCGUCGCGUCGUCCCGCGAGAUCGGGAACGUUCGUGUUGGACAGGAAGAGUAUCGAGAAGAGACGAAAUUUUGUCGAGACGUUGGCAACCACGGGGACAAACUGCAAGUGAGGAAAGUGGUGGACGGUGGUAUUUGCGACGACGGAGAACGUUUUCGUAAAUUUCGAAGCCGUCGUAAGCGAAAUGCCGAUUCGGGACGUGGUACGCGCGGAAAGGUUUGCGUCGCGAACGGAAACAGCGGGAGACGCGAGAGCCACUACACUGCCCGGUUCCAGAAGCCGAUCAUCCCCAACGGAAGCAGCGAAAACGAAACGAAACUCUCGAGGAACGGACCAACGACGACGAAGGUAACCAACAACUGGCGCGGCCGAAAGUACGGAUUGCUGUUCAUCUUGUAUUUAUUGGCUUGGCCACUGGUGUGUUCGACGAAUCUCUCCGGACAGUUUAUCUCCGGUUUUACCCGUAAUCCAUCCCUCGGCCCAGUCGAAAACCUUCCGCGGCACAAUGCCACGCAAAUUUCCUCCUUGUUGUUGUCGUCGGGCGUCGCGCAUCAACGUCAACAACAUCAGCAGCGUCAACAACAUCAGCAACAUCAGCAGCAACAGCAGCAGCAGCAGCAGCAACAGCAACAGCAACAACAACAGAAGCAACGCUAUCGACAACUGGAGGAAGAACACGGUGUGCGAGAGCAAUUGGUCCGGGACGCCGAGUACGGCAGUAACGGACAUCACCGUCGCCGUCACGAAGAACAACAACAACAACAACAACAACAACUAAAACAGCAGGAAGACCAAGGUCGCGAGCAACGAGAGGUGGAAGAAUCGUCGUAUCGAGAUCACGGCGAAGCCGGUUUCGAAUCCGAAUCGACACAUCCUUACAACGAAUAUAGCUGGGAGAUGAACCAAAUAAAUCCUUGGUUAUCGGCCUGCGAUCUGGCGGGCCCAGCGCCGGCCGAUCUUCAGGGUAGCUGCGGUCCACCGGAAGUACCGAAAUAUUGUCCGGUCGCCUGUGUGGCAAGCUCGAAGGGAAACGACGGUAAUGGAAACGAUGCCGAAUUCGUCGAGGUGAUCGAGAAGGUCAGGGUCACCGGAAGGAAUUGUUAUUGGUCGACCGGUGGAAAGAAGGAGGCAACGACGGAGACAGCAGUGGCGGAAUCGGAACGGUUCGACUCGAGUUCGAUAAAGUCGUCCGGGACGGACGGCGGUGAGGUGACGAGUGACAAAAAGGGAAGGACCGACCGAGAGAAAGCCGAGGGCGUACGGAUGGAUCCGGAACAGUGCCUUUUUUAUCUCGAGGAGUCACAUAAGAGGGACAUCUGUCGGGAUGAUUUUGGCCGGACCAGUACGCGAAGUUUUUUAACCCCGAGGGAGAAUCGAUAUUGGUUCAUGAGCGGGUUGCGUCUGCGGCACUGCUGCGACCACGCGGUGGUCAACGCCCUGGCACCUGGCAAGGGUGGUCCGCUCGAGAAUGUGCUAAACGGUGGCCAGAAGUGCGUCGAUGCCCUGGACAAGCUGUUGCACGCCGAUGUGUUAGCCGCAAGAUUGCAUUGUGAGUUCGAGGAAGUGCUCGCGCGAUACGACUGUGCACAGCCCUAUUCGGUCAUCUUCAACUGCACCCACUGCAAGGAAGCGUAUAGGAAAUGGGUGUGCAGCUCCCUGGUGCCUUACUUUGCUCAUGGGGAACCACAGGACUUGAAUGGCUCCAACGACUGGGCCGGAAGCAGACUUAGGCCCUGUCGGUCCUUUUGCCAAUCCGUGGAGCAACGUUGUCCCUACUUACUUCCGGGUGAUCGUGCUCCGGCGUAUCCCACGCAAUACGCCGGCGAACCCACUUUUCUUUGCAGAGAUCCGAAUAUCCCCGAGACCGGAGAGCAAGCCGCGAGGGCAUUGCACAGCAGCGAAGAGAACGAGUGCUGCUUUCAUGCGUGUUCCGAGGAGUUACCAGGAUCGGGUAUUUGCGCGAAUUGCACGAACAAGGAACCACGGAGACGCGGGAACAACCACGAUCCUCCAACGGCACCCCGUUGCGAGAUUAAUCCCAUUCAACCGGCUUCCACAGGUGGAGGAUACGAAGAAUCGGGAUUCACGGACAGCAGCCUGGAGCGCGAACAGAGACACGACUCGUCCACUUACUCCGCAGCUGCGUCGAUUUCGAGUACGGGGCGGCAACAGGGAACGUUGGUGUGCGGAACCGGCGAUGGUGUCGACUCGAUCGCCAGCGUUUCCUCCUCCGAUCGAUCGGCAGCCUCGAUCCUUCCGCAACUCAUCUGGCUAUGCUCCGUUUUAACCAGCAUCCUUAGCAACGUUCGAACGAUUCCCGUCCUCUGGAUCGCCAAGAUCCUUCUGUGGCCGAUCGUGCCGCUCGAUGGCAACGAGGGUAGCGACGAUCGCGAUCACCGUGGUGAUCGUUGCGCUAGCGAAUCAAAGUCGAAGAAAACGAGCGGCCUGAUAGAUAUCGUCGUCUGGUUGCGCCGUUGCUUUCGCGGCAACUACGUCGGCGCGCGUUACGAUGCGAACCGGUUGUUGGAAAAGUGGCUGGUGAUCGAACGUCGAUGCCGAAGCUGGUGGUGUCGCUGUUGGUACUGGUGGUGGUGGAGAUGGCGAAAAAUAUCAUCGGCGAACGCUCGUGUCCGAUGGAAAUUUCGACCUCGACGGCCGCGUGGGAAAAGUCGUUUCGGUCGAUUCGUCGACACGCGUCAUCCUUCGACUAUCGGUGCUACGCUAACUCGUAUCGUUGCAACCGCCGCCACCACCGCCACAACCAUCGCCACAGCCAUCGCCACUACCAUCAUCGUCACCUUUUCAACCACCGUCGUCACCACUAUCCCCACCACCACCACCACCACCACCGUCGUGAAAAACGAAUCCUUUUUCCAUUUACGAAAGACGUAUCGUGAUUCGUUGUACGAGCGUUGGAUCCAGUGUUUCCUCGUCGAUUCGUUCACGGUAAAGUGCCUAUGGCGACGAUGGUGCUGGCGGUGGUGGUGGUUGCACCGAUGGUGGCGAUCACGAGAAACGCAUUACGGCGGAUUUGUCGGAAUGGCAAUAUCGCUCGACAGAAAGCAUCGUUUUCGUGGUUUCCGGCGUGAUCGAGACGAAGCGGCCAAUCGAAAAAGCAAAGCAAGAAGAAGGGGAAUAAGAAGGAGAAGGAGGAGAAAGAGGAGAAGACGGAGCAGAGAGGCUUUAUUAGUUUCCGAACAGUGGACUCGAUCCCUUUCGCCUGGAAAGCGACAUUUGAAAUUAUUCUCGAGGAAAAAGGACCCACCAUAGAGCAGUUCGUUUACGCAAAAGCGUGAAACACAGGUUUUUUCUAUCGGUAUAUCCAGAGCUCUGUCGAGAAGUACCAAAUUGGCCGUACCUUUCUCGAUUUUUAACUCUCGAGAGAUCCAACGUCUUCGAGCGAAGCACGCAUCGCGCAACCACUGGAAUCCGAGAGACAGCGUACAAGCAAGUGUGGCAGACGAGCGUUAGGAAGCGGAGAGAAGAAAACGCGAAACGUUCAAAGUACGUACGUACGGAGAUGAAAAAUACAUGGAACAGAGUGUGAGAAGGAUCGGGAGGAAAACUGGUGCGACGUAAUUUUCCGAAAAUGUGUACACAUGGAAGAAUAGGGGAAAGGAGAAAUGGGGAGAAAUCCGGGUAUCGAAGAGCCAACAAACACGUCGACGUCUAUAGUUCGGACGUGAGGACAAAAGGACGUGAAACAAAACGAUGAAAUCGUAACGUCUGUCGCUAAUAAUAAUAAUAAUAAUAAUAAUAAUAAUAAUAAUAAUAUUAAUAAUAAUAAUAAUAAUCAUAAGAAUAAUAAUAAUAGUAAUAAUAGUAAUAAUAAUAAUAAUAAUAAUAAUAAUAAUAGUAAUAACAAUAAUAAUAAAAACAACAAGAACAACAAUACACAACAAUAAUUAAUUAAUUAAAAUAUUAACGAGGAUAUCGACGACAAUGACAGAGACGAUGACUGCGACGGUAUUGCAACGACGACUAUGACGCCGACGUUUCGACGAUAACGAUGGAGACGGCGCCGACGAUGACGACGACGACGACGACAACGACGACGACGACGACGAGGACGAGGACGAGGACGACGACAACGACGACGACGACGAUGAUGAAAACGAUGAUACGCAAACGAUAACGAUAAUGAUAACGAUAAAAUGGUGACAAAGGACAAUGAAUAAAUAAUAGUUUACGGAUAAUAAAGUAAAUGAUAACGAUUAAAUAACGAGAUAAGGAUAAAAGGUGGGGAUAAUACAAUGGAGUAACGUUAACGUUAACGAUAGAAUGAUUACGAUUACAGUUAUUGUUACACGUUCGAUGCGUCGUAUGCAUUCGAAUUUAACGAAAAGAACACGCACAUAUACAUUGAACACACGGAACCAGCACGUACACACAGAUGAUUCGUUAUUUCGCGAGGAGAUAAAAAGCAAGAAAGAGCGAGCGUAGAGGGGAAGAAGUAGGGGAGAAGGGGAAGAAGAAGUAAUAUAACGAAGCGAGAACAGCGUACGAAAGAGGAAGAGCGAAUACGAGAGAGCGUGAAAAAACGGUGAAAGUCUCGGGAACGCUAGAGGCGAGAAGAUGCAGGCACACGUUCUCGUAUAAGCCGUUAACGAUUAACGAGACAUUUAAAAAAACACAAAAAAAAGACGUAGGUAGAUAGUACUUCGGUCGUGAGACAGAAAAUUGGAGAGCAUGUACGAAACGCGCGAAUCAAGAUUCGAGCAACUCGACUGCCGAAUCGAUACGAGAAGAGAAUUAUACGACGGUAGAACCGGCAACGGUUAGCACACGGAGAUAAAUAAACACGAUGUUAUCGAGGUAUAAAUAUGUGUUCGUUUAGACAUUACGAUAAAUAAGUAUUUCAUUAAUAUAGACGUGUAACGAUAUAAAUUAAAAGAGAGAAAAGAGAGAGGGGAAGGGCGCGAGUGUAUAUGCGUACGAUUGUGAGUUGGAGAGAGGAAGAGAGAGAAGAGGUGCGAGAUGAGGGGAGAAGCAAAACGAUAGAGUAAACGAAAAGUAGAAAAUAAGAAGAAAAAAAAAUUGCAAGAGAAGCUAGAGAACAUACGUUGACUAGAAAAAGAAAAAAAAAAUAAAACGUAGAAAACUGAUGAAUUUUUUAUAGAGGAAUAUUCUAAAGAGAUAUUAUGAAAAUAGUGGUAUAAAGGAAAAAAAAUUUUGUUUUUCACGUUCUUUCCUGCACAGUGUACGUGGCUUCGAAUUUUUCUUUUUCUUUUUUUUUUUUCGAAAACGUUGAACGUCACACACAGGAUAUUAACGCGUUACGAAAUAGCACGUGCGUAGAAGAAAAGUCUACGAAAUCGAUCAUUUAAAGGAGAAUUAAACGACAUCUACCCGAAAAAUAAUUACUUUUUUCAUUGUCCUUGGACUUUUAGCGGUAGAUGGAGACACGAGAAUAAGAUUAUUCACGCGCUAGCGUUACCAUCUUCUUCGAAUCACGAAACUCGCUUGCACAUACCGCGAAACACCAUGACAGAAUUUCAGAGGGGUCGCGUUUCGUUUCAGCGUGUGGAUCGUUUAAAACAGGUGAAAUCGACAAAGUAUAUUUGGAAAGACGAAGGGUCGUUCGUCUAGCGGACGAUUUCACGCUGAAAUGUAAACAUCUGAACGCGCGUUGAAAACGUGGGAUCUCGAAGACGCGAGGGUGAUCGAACGAAGCCACGAGAGCCACUAUGCGGAGAAAGAAAGCAAGAGCGAGACAAACACGGAGCGAAGAGAAGAAUCGUCGUCAUCGUUGUGUCGUAAAAUUGCAAGAGGUCGUGCACAAGAAAAGCAUGUCUUAUACACGUACUUACACGCGUAAUAGAGGUACACGCAUAUACAUACGUGCAGCGUACACGGAAAUAAGAAAUGCAUGCGCGGAGAUAAGAAGUACAGACACUGUGUCCCGCGUGUGCAUUCAUUACGUUGUUAAACAUUGUCCAAUACAUAAUUGUUACUAACGUACAUUUAUAAGAUGAACGAAGAGAGUAGCGAAACAGAGAGAGAAAGAGAGAGAGAGAGAGAGAGGGAGAGCCUGUGUACGAGUGUUACAAGGAGAGACAGAGUGCGAAAGACAGUGCGAAUGAGAAGAGGGACGAAGAAACGAGUGAAAGUGUGAGAGGAAGGAAACGACUGCAAGCCGAAAUUAACAAAGGUAUGGCCAAUGCACGGGAAAAAAGACAUAUAAAUAUUAUAAAUAUAUAAAUAGGUAUUACGCGAAAGAAUUGCCAAUGGGGGAGAGAGAGAGAAAGAGAGAGUGAGUGAGAGUGUGUGUGAGAGAGAGAGAAAGAACAGAGAAAAUAAAACCAUGUAGAUGAAACGGUCUUAAAAAACACGAUUGCUCGACUAUAUGUAAAUAUAUGUAUUUACAUGUAUAUGUAUAUAUGUAAAGUUUACGUGUAUACAUAUGUAUGUACGUUGUGUGGGUGUGUAAACGCACAUGUGAACGUCCAUGUAUGCGCACACAUGUAAACAUAUAUACACCUGUUCGUGUAUGUAUGGGAACUAGCGAGAGACAAAGAAAAAUACUAGCGGUGCGACGUAUGCGUGUGCCGAGAGCGAAAAAUAACUAGUGAGAGUCUGGCUAUCCGCGACUGCUUUCCGUGCAAUUUUUGCGGUUGAACGAAACAGUGGAAAAGAAAAAGAAAAAAAGAAAUGAUAUGUAUAACGGAGUAUGCGAAAAGGGAAGCGUAUGGCCCAUAACGAUCGAACAUCGACGAAACGACGGUCAACGGAGAGGGGAAGGCUGCUAGACGCGGUGUAGACUUUAAGGCGAUUAAUUUCCGGUGAGGAGCGAGAGGAUGAAACGCACAAUACGCAGACGCAAUUACACGAGUUACAGUUUUUCGCUUAAACGACAGACGAGUCCGUCAAACGGUAACCGGAGCAAUAACUUGAAACGCGUUGAAAUGGCAAUUCUGUCGAAUACGAUCGCCGUGACGUUGUGCCUGAGCGAAAGACGGGAAUAAGAAAAAAGAAAAAAGAAAAAGAAAGAAAGGAAAAAGAAAAGAAGGGAAACAACAAGGUGAAAGAAAGUUCGUCCGUGUUGGAUGGUUAAGAGACAUGGGUGUACGCGCAGCCGUCUCCGUGCGUACACACUCCGUACGUACGAACGAUGACGAGUGGAGAAGAAAAAUUGAAACGGCCGAGAGGAACGCAAAGCGAUAGCCAGCGCCAUAAGUGAUCUAUUCUUUCUUCCUAGGCUGCCGCCAUCUAACCCAAAUUAGUUUCGACGAAGAGACAUUGGUCGUAAGAAUGGUGUUCAGCCUGACACGAACCACGAACCAUUGAAUCGUAAACGCGCGUGACUCGUCGGUGACGGGUGCGCGAGGUACGCGCAAUUACGCUCUAUCGAUUCGUAAAUACACGCGCACCUACGCGUACGCGCUUCAACGUAAACAUAACCAAAACGGAUAAAUCGAUUUUAAAGGAAGACGCAGGUAUUACGUUAACGCGUUAAUCGUCAGACUGGCUGACUUUUAAUUCGCGCACGAUCUAUCUUACUUGGAAAGCGACGAUCUCUGAAACAGACUAAUUUAACGUAGGGUUUUAACGAUAAACGUUUCAGGAAUUUGCCGGAACCACGAUUAACGCGUUAAAAUUUAUCCAACUCUCGUAGAUCUACUCUCGCGAGCUUCGCUCUUUUCGUUAUUUCAUCUCUUCUCUUUCUAUCGGUUCGACUCGUCUCAAUUUUCUUGUCGAUCAUGCCUCGUCGAUCGACUUCCGGUCGAUAUUACUUCUCUCUAUCAACCGCGUUUCGCAUCUUCGAGAAACGAUAAACCAUAAAUCGGUACCAACGCCGAAAUGUUUGCUCGCCAAUUUUAUCGUUCUCGUAGAUCGCGUCUUGCUCGUUCGUUCGUUCGUUCGUUCGUUCGUUCGUUUAGAAAAUGAUAAGCAAUGUUCUUGGACCAUUAACGAAGGGAAAAAUCGACGGAGUAAUAAGAAUAUUUUCGCAUCGUUGAUUCCGAUAUAAUUUUUUUAUAGAUUAUACUAAGAAGCAGCGAAAGCAAGUGCGUGGCGAUAGGAAGAAUGGGUAAGGAAGCAUCUCGUGCCAAGUACACGAAAUCCUUUCCUAACAGCGUAUAUCCGCGUUCACUGACCAAAGCUCAGCUGCGUUUCGAACGUUCUUUCGAUGUUCUCGUUUCUAAAGAGUCUUUAGAGACGCGGUCGCAUUUACGUUCCGAUCGAUCCGAAACUCCGCUCGAAUCCGAGGAGCUCUCUGCGGUGCUUCCUCUUUUGUCCAUCUCCUCCCUCUUUUUUUCCGCUAUUCGCUCUCGAAAAGAAGCAAUCGAUGAACGGCGAUUCUGUCUCUUGUUUGGAAUUCUCAAUCGCGAAUCGAUAACAACCGUCACGCCCAUUCGCGAUAUCGCGGUGCUAAUGCGCCUAACGCGCUUUCUUACGAGAAACUACUCGUUUUUCGAAACCCGUGAACCUUUGUUGUCGAGAUCGUAGACGCGGAUUUCUCGACGAAUCCGUCAUCUUUUGUUUCAAGGGGAAAUUCGUUUCUCGCGAACGUCAUGCGGACGCUGCACGCGAAUAUUGUUUUCACCUACAAAGGGAAAAUAAUAAGGUGCGAAUGGGUGGAAGCACGAUAAUAUCGUUACAGAGGUAAAAGGCCUGUGCUUCGAGCUAGAUCGUUCCUUUGAUCUUCCACAUUUUUACCACUGUUACUGAAAAUUCAUUCCGACCUUUUUCACUCCCGUCUUAUCAUUCUCCUCUUUCCUUCUUCUUUCACCUUCUUUUCGUUUUGUCCGCGUCACCUCGCGAGAUCGACGACGAGACGAGAAAACGACCGUGGUCCCAGGAAUCCGUACCCAUCUGACUGCAGCAAGUUGUUCGUAAAAGAAUUCAGAAAUUUCCCUAUUCCCGUGCGAUCCUCGUAACAAAUUCAUUGAAAAUUUUCUUUGUCCUCUUCCAACUGUUUCUUAUCGUAUCCUAUCGUUCGUCUUCUCCUUCGUUUCUCUCUGUCUGUCUAUCUAUCGUCUGUCUUAGUAAAAAGAAAAAGAGCAUAUCGCACGACAAGACCAAAGAUCAAAAAACGAGCAAAGGACAGUCGGAAAAUCGCACAAUGCUGACCCAUGGUAUCAGGAUCAAGGUAAAAACACUCGUUCGAUCGUUCGAUCGUCGAUGAGAGACAUUUAGCUAAUACCGCAAAUUCGCUAGUUUUACAAAAAUGUUUCGAUCAUUCGCAGCGUUGCUUCUCUUCUUUUUCUUCUUCUUCUUCUUCUUCUUCUUCUUCAGCUUUGCACGCUGUUAACGCUUUAAAUUAAAGAAAUCGAGAAUAACGCGACGUGAAAGGGCAGGUGUACGGUGACGCUUCGCGUGUAUCCGAAUCGUAGAACACGAAGAAAAAGAAAAAGGAGAUGGACAACAGCUGGCUAUCAGCCGUCGAGAGAGAAGUUUUGGGUGAGGACUAGUUUGAGCCGUGCUCGAGUUUCAACGAGGAGGCUAACCAUGGACACGAUGAUAAGAUGAAAAAAGGUGAGAGAGAGAGAGAGGGGGGGGAAGAGAGGGAGAGAGAGAGACUGAGAGUACUGCCAUAUAAAAUUAGCGAGAGAAAAAGUUGAAGCAAGAGAGUGUCGAAGAAAUAGGGUUGGAACGGUGAAGGGAUAGAACACGUGGGUGUGUGUACGUGUGCGUGUACGUGCAUACAAUGUGUGCGUGACAGAGGGAGAGAGGCAAGAGGUGCGGACUACGUAUUGAUUUCGCAAGUCUCCCAACAUAGAGCGUUUGCAUAAAACAGGCCAGCAGCCUGUCGACGUCGACGUCGACGUUUACGUAGUCACAGUCGUGGUGGUUUCGUAACCGGGAACGUUUGCCCGUUUCUUCUUUUUUUCCUUUUUCUUUUUCUUUCUCUUUCUUCGAUUAUCGUUUCUCUUGUUAUCGUAACUUAUACCUACGGCCGCCUAUGAAACGAAGUUUAACCGAGACGACCCACCGGUACGAAAGUACGACGACGAAUUAAACUACCGAUUUGUUCGUAAAACAUCUCGUUGCGCAACUUCCGAUCUAGUCGACGUAAAUUUCACGACCGAAACAAGCACAUCGGAAGCGUUUUUUCCUUUUUUUUUUCUUUUUUGUUCCAGAACAAAUCUGAACGAAUUCCUUCUCGUAUCGUCGAGAAUCUUCCAAUGAUUUUUUGGUAAUUUUGUCAUUUGCUGCUUCCCCCCCUCCCCCAGUCGCCCCCCUCCACUACCGUCUCUCUCUUGCUCGCUCGUUUGCCCACUCAACUGCUUUAUUCGCACGAAAUAAGUUUGAAAUGUAAGCGAUUCACAAUCCACGUUCUUUGCGGAUAAAUCCCCCACGCCCUCCCCCUCCAAAAAAAAAUCCGGCCUCAGGUUUCGAUCGUUUAGCCUGGCAUUUCUUUGAAAAGAACUCGAUCGUUUGCGCGACCUUCGAUCGACCGGAAGUCUGUCACAAUUUAUUGCGAAACGAACGAAUUAUAUAAAAAAUCAAGUACGAGCAUAUACAAGUAUGAAUGCGUGCAUGCAAGAGCGAACGAAAAAUAUGAGAGAGAGAGAGAGAGAGAGAGAGAGAGAGGGAGAGAGAGAAAGUUAAAAGAGCCACUGCCUUAGCGACAGCAGGAUUUGUGCUAGAAACAAGGCCUUAGAAAGUAACAAACCAGAAACAUAAUUAGAAUUAAGUAAGUCUGUUGUUGUUAACCAAAAAAAAAAGAAAAAGAUAACGGUACUUAGAGAAAUCAGGAGGACAAAAAUGUUGAACGUAUUGUAAAACUAAUUAGCAGUUGUAUUUAAGCGCGUAACGUAAAUAUAUACUUAACCCCUCGUGCCCGCAAUUAAAUAGGCGUAUUAACGCAUAGUUUUAUGUAGGAUUAUUAAACGUCGCUUGUCGCAUACGAAGAUAGAGAAUACGAAAGGGCGGGAAGCGAGAUGGAAAACAGAGGAGAUCGGUGAUAAAAAAAAAAAAAGAGAGAGGGAGAGGAAGGAGGAAAAUGGAAAAGGAAGGGCGAACACGGAAUGAGAAAAGGAAAACGAGGAAACGGUGAGAAGAACGCGUCGCUUUUAUUAUACGAGUAUCGGUACUCGCGAAAUUCUUUGUCUUUCUCUUUGACUUUGUUUUCUGCUCUUGCCUUACGAAAACAACAAAAUGAAACGAAACGAAAUGAAAUGAAACGAAGCGAAGGAAAGAGAGGAAAACAGGACGCGCGCCGAUCGUGGAUGCGCGUAUCGGCCACGAUACCAGAGGAGAGAAUCGUCGAACGGACGACAUGUUCGAUGGAGGAAAAUGAGAUUUCCGAUAGCGUGUCGCACUCAAAACUACCACUUUAAAUCCGAUGUUAGCGUAGCGUACGUAUCGUAAGCUGUCGACAUUUAUACUAUGAACUAUGAGUAAUUGUAGCGAUCAUUGUGAACAUAGUUAAUAGUAUAGAUUAGUUAACCGCACUAAUUGUACCGAAAAGUGGAUUACAUUUAAUUCCGAAAAUAAUUAUCGAAGUCUACUUCAAUAACGCGUACUUACGUUGUACGCGAAUCAAGCCGAGUUAAACGAACGAAAGAGUGACUAACGGACAAAAGUGAAGAAGAAUGACAAUGUGAGAUAAAUGUGUGUGUGAGAAAGUACGUCUGAGAGCGUGUGUGUAAAUGAAAAAGUGGGAAAAGAAAAGAAUUGGCGAAGGGGAAAAGGAAGCAACGUGAAAUUCAACGAUGGAUAAGAAUCGAAUGUAUUCUCGAAGUGAAGGAAGAAAUAGAAAGAAUUAGACAAAUUGCGGGCGCAAAUGGCCGUGCAUGCAUGGACUGGUGCAUGUAUAUUCGAUCUGGCGUGUGUUUCUUCAAAAUGCGUCGCGAAAAUAAAACGAAUCUACGAAAUCGUGAUAGUCGACAUAACCUCUGAAACGGCGACUCGGCGCAAACCGAGUAACAAGCAUCUUUGAGUAUAUUUGCCUAUUUUCGGUAUUCGCGAUCGUUGUGCGGCCACCUACGUACGAUGAAAAUCACGUGCAAGUACACGUACACGUACACGUAUACCACGUAUGCGAUACGAUUUAAUUAUCAAAAAUAUGGUUGUUUUGAACCCACUGAUCAGCCUACACGAUAAUUUACCCUGAGAUCUCAAGAUAUCGGAUUGCAACGUCCUUUUUCAAAUAUUUGCCCCGCGAAACAGCGACCAUUGAAAUGCGAUCAAUUAUCCGUUAACUAAUUAGGUUAUUGAUUUGAUCUAGUUUCUAGAGUCUACUACUGGUAAUAGCUUCCUCGUACACGUGACCUACACACUAUACAUUCGUGCACGCGAACACGUGCCACGUUGGACUGUACCAUUCGAUGACGCGCACAAAAAUCGAGAUUCGAUCAACUUUCUUCUGUCAAGUCUAAUGGAAUUUUUCCUAAAACUCGAUCUUCGUUUCUCCGAUUAUUUUACGACGAAAUGUUAAAAUGUAUCGACGCCAUUUUCCUCGCACGAUACAUCUCAAAGAUCGUCGACUCAUCGAAUUCGGCGAUACGAUCAAAGCGAUAUCUCUAACCUCUGAUUUAUCGACUAACUCUCUUAAAGUUUGUUCUCUCGACGUGGAAAGAACAUCGUCGACGAAACUUCGACGUUCGUUUACAUUUGCUAGCGCAGCGUUGCUUUAUACCAGUGAGAAAAUCGUGCAGAUUUUUAUUCCUUUCGUGAAACGAAGACAAAUCUUUAUCUAGGAAGGACUUUCACUUUGGUGUAUAGCUCUUCCUUGGCGAUAACGCACGAUCUUGAGAUGUACGCGCGGGUGAGUGUGCGUGCGUGUAUGAGAAAUAAAAAGAAAGGAAGUUGCAUCGAAAAUACAAGUACAAAGUGCACAGGUAACGGGAAAAUUAAAGCUGCCGUCUUAGUCCACGAGCGAAACGACAUCACGAAGCUUUCUUUCGUAAUCUUUAUCGCCUUUUCUUUCUUUCUUCGAUCUCUUCGUUUACUACCUAGCAAUUCUCGCAACAAAUCACUGCUUGUUCGUCGGUUGCUCUAACUUCCGGAAUUCGACUUUCAAAUGCGAAGCUACGUUUUUAAUUCUAAUCGAAUGUCAAUAAGAAACAGUGUAAGCAGCCAAAUCGCUGUUUUGUAGAUCACAGGAAAGAAAAAACCGGCGUUAAGAAACGUAUCUUACGAUACUUACGAUAUAUAUAUAUAUAUAGUAUACUAUAUAUACGCUAUAUAUAUAUACUAUAUAUAUAGGAAAAGAACGCGUUAUCCUAAUAACAGCCGAUUCUGGCAACGCUACGCAUUUUGGAGACUUAUUAACGUGGUCAUAGAAAUUUGCAAGUUUCUGAUUCUUGUGCUGCACGGGGAAUAUACUACGAGACAUAUAAGCAUUUAUAAAAUACGCAAGAAAUGCGCAAAACGAAGAACUAACAGCCCUAUAAGAUGAAUAAAUCUGUAAUUUAAGAGCGAACGCGCGAACGAAGGAACAAAAGAAAGAAAAGAGAGGAAGAUGAGGUAAAUACGAAUGUAAGUGAGAGAAGAUCGUGCGCGUGGUAUGCAUAUGCGUAUGUAUGGGCGUGCGAGCAGCAGAGAGAAAGGAACUUCGCAAAAGAGAAACAUUAGAGUUCCGUCUUUGAGUGUUGAAGAAUGUUCAUUUGUAAUUGUUUAAAUCUAACGAGAAAUGUACUGUAAAACUAUAAGUACUAUAGGCACUAAAAAUAUAUCAUUUGUUGACAUGAAAAAAUAAAAAAAUGAUCCCAGUAA
Molecule: messenger RNA, 14679 nt
Organism: Bombus terrestris (buff-tailed bumblebee)
Lineage: Eukaryota; Metazoa; Arthropoda; Insecta; Hymenoptera; Apidae
Gene: Mid1
Exons: 4
Coding region: 1-4284 (1427 amino acids)
Biological process (GO): calcium ion import across plasma membrane
Cellular component (GO): plasma membrane
Molecular function (GO): stretch-activated, monoatomic cation-selective, calcium channel activity
Source: RefSeq, a predicted model, not a curated record